Messenger RNA from Drosophila montana, 1489 nucleotides. It is a transcript of the gene lbl, whose product is annotated as ladybird late. Gene Ontology annotation, molecular function: sequence-specific double-stranded DNA binding; DNA-binding transcription factor activity, RNA polymerase II-specific. NCBI's taxonomy places the organism in Eukaryota, Metazoa, Arthropoda, Insecta, Diptera, Drosophilidae. Gene Ontology annotation, biological process: regulation of transcription by RNA polymerase II. Gene Ontology annotation, cellular component: nucleus. The record is from RefSeq and is a predicted model, not a curated record. Bases 167 to 1360 code for a protein of 397 amino acids. The transcript is spliced from 4 exons.
ACGUUGCACGUUCGCAGUCGCUGUCGCUGUUGUUGCCGUUGUGCGCGUAUUUGCCGACGCGUUUUCGAAAAUUUCCAAAUGUGUAAAAUGUGCGUCUCAUGUGCUAAUUAAUGAACUAAACGGGAAAUUGAACCUUUGAACUUGAUUAGAAUUAGAGCUAAUUGAAAUGCCGCAACGAACGCCGAGUCCCGUGGCCCUGAGUGCCGCACGCAGCUGCAGCAGUCCGGCCGUAUCCGAGAUCUCCGUGGGCUCGCCCAGUCCGCCGCCGCCGCCGCUCAACAUGAAACGCCUGCGAAUGCUGCGCAGUCCGGCGACCAUCCGCAAGUGCAGCCAGCCGGGCGCCGGCGAGCGCAUCAAAAGCUUCUCCAUAGCCGAUAUACUGGGCCGGGCGGAGGUGGAGGAGGAGGAGCGCCCAGCACCGCCCAUAGAGCGCCUGCAGGCGCCACAGCCGUUGUUGGCCACGGCGUCGCCUGCCAUGCUGCAUCCCGGACUGCAUCCGUUUCUGCCACCGGCGCUGCUGCACAGCUAUGAGCAGCGUCUGGCGUGGGACUAUCAGCGCCAGCUGCAGGAGCACUUCCAGGCGCAGCUGCUGCGCCAAAUGAGCAUGGAUCCCGCCAGAAUACCCAUACCCUCCGAGGAUGGCAGCUCCGAGGAGCGUUCACAGCGCUCCAGCAGCAGCAACGGCAGCACCGACUGCUGCACGCCCCACCAGGGCCAGCCCAAGCUAACAGGCCGAGGGCCAGAGGAGAAAUCAAAGCAAAUAAAUGGCCAUGAGCCCGGCCAGAAGCCAGCAGCGGGCGCCGAUACGCCGCUCGAUGCGCUCUUUCAGCUAUCGACCAAAAACUUUGACGAGGAGCAGGAUCCGGCGACUCUGAACAUCUUUGCCACGAGAUCGAAUCCAAAGAAGAAGCGCAAAUCGCGCACCGCAUUUACGAAUCAACAGAUCUUUGAGCUGGAGAAACGAUUUCUCUAUCAGAAAUAUCUGUCGCCAGCGGAUCGCGAUGAGAUUGCCGCCGGUUUGGGUCUAUCCAAUGCGCAGGUCAUCACGUGGUUCCAGAAUCGACGCGCCAAGCUGAAGCGCGACAUGGAGGAGCUGAAGAAGGACGUGCAGAGCGUGAAACAAUUACCCGACCAGUCAGCAGAUCGCACGCGAUGCCGGCCAUCGCACCACCCGAGCAGUAGCCACCAUCAUAGCCACCAUCACCAGGGACCGAGCGGGUCGAGUCGGGACAAGGAGGAGCUGCGCAUGCUCAAGAUGAUGACCCUGAUGCGCUACUCGGACGGCAAGCUGCUCUACCCCGCACCCCCGACGGAGACGGCCAGCAACAACAACAACAACAACAACAACAAUUCGCAUUAACUCAAGAUUAGUCCAAUUUGUAAAUUGCUAAACUGAAAAAACGCGCGACUUCUAAUUUGCCAAAAAAAAAAUAGAAGAAAGAAGAAAAGAAAAGCGAAUGCAAACAUUUUCUUUUAAUCAUUUUCCUAA